Messenger RNA from Anisakis simplex (herring worm), 1284 nucleotides. NCBI's taxonomy places the organism in Eukaryota, Metazoa, Nematoda, Chromadorea, Rhabditida, Anisakidae. The record is from the annotation of a GenBank genome assembly.
AUGAACGGAACCAUGAUCCAAUUUAACUUCGCAGUGAAUGAAUUUCUACCGUUACUCUUUUAUAAACCCACAUGGUUACAGCACGUAAAUCGUUCACCAAUUUUGCUGUUAGCACUAUGCAUAUGUGCGGUAUGUCAAGGUUCAAUUGUGAAUGGUUUUAUAUCGACAAGUAUCUCAUCGCUCGAGAAACGAUUCAAUUUAUCAAGUACACAGUCGGGUCACAAGGGUCGAGUGAUUGCAACGGGCAUGGUCUUGGUGGCCAUCGGCUCAUUCUUGCUCAUAUUACCGCAUUUUCUGGCUGGUAAUUACACUGUUGGUGAGGAACACCAUAACGUUUGCUUGAAUGACAAUUAUAAUAACAAUAACAACCACAAGCAGCAACAUUCGUUCUCAACUGCCGAUGAUGUUAACUCAUGUUCAGCUGAUGAUCACACGAACUCAGUUAACUCAAUAUGGUUUUAUAUAUUGCUAUCUUCACAACUUUUCAUCGGCAUCGGUGCAGCUCCUCUAUUUACUCUGGGCAUUUCGUAUCUGGAUGAGAAUGUCUCACAGAACAGUGUCACUUUAUACCUUGGUAUUUAUAUGGCUAUGUCGACUGUUGGACCAGCGAUUGGUUUCAUUGUUGGAGGGCAACUAUUGAAAAUUUGGGGUGAUAUUGGCAAAACUGAUUAUAGAGACCUGAAUAUAAGUGGUACGACAGAUCCGAGAUGGUACGGUGCUUGGUGGAUCGGGUUUGCAGUGGCAGCCAUUCUUAGCAUCCUAUCAGCUAUACCGCUCUUCGGUUUCCCGAAAGAGCUUCCCGGUAUAAUCGUAGUACCAAUGGGCUUAUUUGGUAGUUUAUUUGGAGCUUAUAUGGCCAAAAGGACGUUGCGCUUCCAACCGACAAUAUUAUUAGCGAUUAUAUUCAACAUUUUCGCACUAUGUCUCUCAUUCGUUUUCUUUGAUCAAUGUGAACAACGGCCUUUUGCCGGUGUUACGUAUUCCUACACCGGAGUUGUCUCGUUUGAUACUCGUGACGUUGCAAUUGGCUUAACAUGGUUAUUUAUGCGUAUUUUUGUAUGCGGCAUUCAUAUAGGUUCUAUACCUGGAGCGAUAAUAUUUGGAUUUGCAAUUGAUCGAACAUGUAUUUUAUGGAAAGAAGAAUGUGGAGUGCAACAAUCGUGCCUCAGAUACGAUUCUUAUGGCCUUUCAAGAUCAAUGGUCAUGUUCGGUAUCAACUUUCAUUUCAAAUUUCGCAGCAAAACAAUAACAUCAAGAAUAAUGAUCAUGAACCCUUCCACAUGA